Messenger RNA from Porites lobata, 6110 nucleotides. Lineage: Eukaryota; Metazoa; Cnidaria; Anthozoa; Scleractinia; Poritidae. The record is from the annotation of a GenBank genome assembly.
GUUCAAUUCUUCGGUUUGUACGGAAGGGACGUUCGAAGAUAUUACAUCAUUAACAAGCAAUUCCCUGCUUUAAAAUGUAUUCCUUUGUGGUCUUUUAUCAUGACAGAACGUAUUUUCUAAACGUUUUUGCCAAAAAGAGAAGAAUUUAGAGAACCUGGAUUGCUUUUACGGCCAAGAAAUUGCUAACACACAGCGAAAGCGUAGAGGAGAUUCCCCUCCUCAAUACAGGUAUGAGCUGAAUUCGCGAAAUCAAUCGUCUUUUAACUGUACUUGCUUUUAGUCUUCUCGUUAUUAAUUAUUUCGUUUGGUUGACCUAUUUGAAAACUUACCUCGUAAUUGAAAUGUUCUUGAGAAGCUAUACUCCUUUUAUGGCCAGUGUAAAACAGAGACGCAUUGCAAUUGGCGCUGAUCAUCUAAAAUUUUUCACCGCGUUCCAAUAUUUUGUUCAGCCUCUUUUCGGAAGUUCCGGACAUUUUUUGUUGCAAGUAGAAAUUUGCCUGUACCUGCGAAGAAUAUUUAGCGUUUUUCAUACAGUUAAAAAAAAACGUAAAAAAUAAACGUGCGAAUGCGAAUUUCACAAAAGUAUUCGCCGCUUCGAAGAAAACAGUCGAUGGGUGGUUGUAAAUUAAAUAUGGCCGUCAAUAUAUCUUCCUGUGUAACGUCAUUGCUUUUAUUUUAGAAAUUUUCCUUUUUUCGUUUGGAUUUGAUAUAGUUUGUUUCUCCACGUAAGAUCAACAUAGAUAGAUGUUAUUUUAAAACUGAAAUUUGCAGAAUUGCCUCUUUUGGAUCGUUACAUUUCUUUUUUCCUGCAAUUUUUAUGUCGUUGACCGUGUAUACGGUGCCGCGCAAUUUGCCUUGGGCAGCUGCACCCAAGAAAUAUAAAAUUCCUCGUUCUAGAGGAAGAUUGUGAGCAAUUUUUAAUUUUUUAUGCACACUUAAUUCGGAGGAAAUCUUAAAUUAUCUCUUGUUUUACAAGAACAACAAAUAUUGUUUUGCCUGGGUCUACAGUUUCGUGCUGGAACAAGUUUUGCUUUAAUAAUUUCAAUAAUUAGUAGCAUAGCAUUUGUCACUGUCAGUCAGAGUUAGCUGAAGAGAGGGGCUAAAUUUUUUUAAUACUGUACCUUUAAAGAGUGAAAAAAAGACACAAUUUUGAUGACUAGUGAAUUGAUAACCUCUACUGUAUGGGUUUUUAUAUGUUUAACAUAUUAUAACGUAAUACCCAAGAACCACUUGACUAUUAAAGCCACAAGUAAAUUUUCUUGAAACCAAGCUUAAAUGAAUAUUUUGUUCUUUCAUUCCAUAAACUGUCAAAGAAAUUAUUUAUAUUAAAAGGAAAAAAAAAUUCAUGGCUGUUGGGCCUAAAAACAAUAAAUGUGUGAGUGUGCCUGCAGCCUGUGGUCAUCUUUGCUAGAGACAAAGAAACAACUGGAAAUAAAUCUGCAUUCACAAGCUCGUGCAUCUGUACAUAUGUACACACACACACUUUAUUGUUUUUACCAUAAAUUUACAAAAUUUGGCAUGCCCACAGCAAGCAGUGGCCAAUCAGGGCGGGUCAUGCAAAUUACAAGGAGUCAGGGAGAAACAUACUGUAUCUUGUUUGUCUUUCUCUUUCUCUAGAAAUAUUGGGGCUCAAGUGUGUCAUAUACAGAAAUCAAAUAAGGUAAAUGUAAAUGUAGUUUUAGAGCUAGAAAAAAAACCAAGAAUCCAGAUGGAGUUCUGGUGAUUUAGUUACUGUGUGGCAUUAAAUUUUUCCAAGAGUUUGUAAUUUACAAAUGGAUAGUUUGUUUGUGUUGUGCAGGUAGUUACUUUUUGUAAAUGGCAAGAUUGGCUUUUCUUGCUGGGAAUGAGUUUUGUCAGAAAAGUACUGUAAAUCCUCUAUUAAGCCCCAAAAGAGACAGGGGGCUUAUUAAAGAAGAGUGGGCUUAUUUAAUGUAGAAGAGACAAUGGUAUCAGUUCUCCAUAAAGAACUAGAAUACAAAGUGGAAAAUAAAGCUCAAGUCCAAGAACAUUGGAGGUCAUGCAGCCGAGGAUCAGAAUCAAGUCCAAACUUCCAGUUGGUAAUUUAACAAACCAUCCCUGAUCAGUCCACACAAAGUUUUACUGUCUCAUUGAUUAAUAUAUUAUUAUUAGUGUAGAAUAAUUAGGGGAGGGAAGGGGGGGCUUACUAACUUUUUUCACUCGAAAAGGGGAGGCUUAUUAGAAUAGAGGGAUGGGGCUUAUUUGAGAGGGGGGGCCUAAUAGAGGAAUUACGGUAUGUAAAACAUUUGUUGAGCAAAAUUUAAUAUGCGAUCAAUAUACCAGGGAAACAACAUCAAAGUGUGAAAUAUGUCACACUUAAAAAAUACUGUUAGCAGUAGUGUCAAUGUAAAUCAACUUGAAUUGUUGAUUGCUCUGAUUUUUAUGGGUUUUCCACUGUGUCAAGCAGAGUCAAAUUCACUUAGUCAAAAUUGGCAGCCUGUAGCUGCUUUCAAACCUACAGUGAUACUGUUAUUCACAAAUUUUUUAACUGAAUAUUUUUUUUGCAGUUAAAGGUAUAAUUAACAGUUAUUCAAUGAGGCUGAGUAUGACAGCCCCCAAGAUCAGCAUACAUUAUUCUUCACAUCACACAGAAGCAGAAUUCAAAAAUUGUUUCAUCAUCCAUUCAAAAUUUUUCUAAGUUCCUAACAAACUUACUUCCUCGUAGACGUUCUUUAAAACUGUGGCCUAUCUCUUGGCACAAAAAGUAGUUAACAUUCAUUGAGCAAUAUGUCGUGCAUUUCUUCUAUGCACUUUUAGUCAGAAACUGAGUUAUUUCAUCUUUGGAUAGCCAUGAACACCAUUUUUUAUUUCACUUUUGCCCAAGAAGCCUCCUCUCAAAGCAAAAUAUACCGUCGAUCAAUCUCAUUUCCUGGCAAGUAAACCAUCGAAUCAAUUGAUCAUGAAGAAUUAGCCAGAGGAUUGGAGCCAAUAAGAAAAGGCGAAAUAUUUUGAGCAAAUAACAACAUUAGAUGUUAUAUCACCUCUAAAUGUUUCUUCCUUUCACAUUAAAUAUUAGAGUUUAUUGACAGUAUUCUGUGUGUUGUUAUUUUGUCAUAUAGGUUUUAGCAUGGCAGGAAAAGAGGACAGCAACAAUCCUCUACCUUUUAACAUAGACAGUUCUAUGAAUCCAGCAGGAAUGUUUGGUUUUAUACCCAUGCCUGUCCCAGUGUUUACUCCUCCAGUGAUGCCUGUAAGAAUGAUGCCACCAUUCUGGCCUCCAAACAGUGGCUCUUUUAUGCAGCAAUACAUGGAAGCUAUGAGCUCAGGAAUGGCACAGGUGAUACACCAAUCCAGUGUAACUCGAAAUGAGUCAUCAACUAGAGCAAUGUCAAAGGGGGAUACUACUUCUGUGCAUGUGGCUGCACCAGUUAGUACGACUGCUGUAGAGAAUGUAAGCAGUGAAAGUGCACAGAAUUCCCUAGCAGGUCCCAGCAAAAGAACCAUUGCUGAACAGCCACAGUUUCCUCACCCCAUGUUGUAUCCCACAUUUGGUGGAUUUGUGCCAUUUGCGCCAUACUUUCCCUAUUUUAACAUGCCAGGGAAUGGAUUUGCCAACAAACAAAGCAAAGAUUCUGAAAGCCAAUCCACACAAUCCCAACAGAUUAAGGACUUCCAAGGUAACGAUGAGUUAGAAAAAAAGAAAACCAAAGAACAGCAACCACUAUCUGAAUAUGGAACGAAGCAAGAGGACAUUUUAGAAAGAAAGCCAGUUGUGAAGUCUUCUGAAAUGCCUCCAACGGACAGUAACAAACAGGAAAUCAGCGAGGAAAACUCUACAGAAAUGGAUGUUGCUCAAAUCCUGGUCAAUUUUAUGCCUGUGCCCAUUAUUGGUGGUGUUAAACAGGACACAACACAUUUUCCUGAGAAGAAUACUGAUGUUUCUCCCAAAGAGAAAGAAAAUCAAACAAAUGAAAAUGUUCUUGUUUCAACUCCUACAAAUGUAAGUAAAGCAAGCAAUGUUGCGACUGCCCAAACAUCUUCGUUUGACAAUGCUAAACCUGAGAAAGUCAAUUCAGUACCAUAUGUUGCUACUUCAAGCCGUAAGUUAGCCACAGCAAAGGAUACCUGUGGAAGUGCUUCUCUUAUUAUGAAAAAUGCUACUCCAGAGGGACUUGAAGAAAGUUCCAAAACACAGUCAAGUGUAAAAAUGCCAGAAAUACAAUCAUGUAACAAUAAUUACCUCCUAAAUGGUAAUUCUGCAGUGUGUGAUCGUUUCACACAAAAACAUGAUGUUGAACCGAGUGACUCAGUGUCUUCCAGCUCUGUUAUACUUUUGGUUUCUUCAAACAAUAAUUAUGCUAGUUUAACACAGGCUACCCAACCAAGUACAGAAACAUACAUGUAUGUCAAGAACAAGUCUCAGAAGGAUAUCCAUGUAAUAGAAGAUAAAGUAGUCGAGGUCAUAGAAACAUCUUCCGAAUCACAGGAGUAUGAACAGAGAACUGUUUUAAAUGAUCAAAAUGUGAUUCCCACCGUUGACGAUCUUCUCAAGGGAGAUUUAGGAAGUGACAAGUCGGUGUACAAAUGUGAAGUGUGUGCGCAGCUGUUUAGGAGUUCCCUUGGUCUUCAGAAACAUCUAGAAUUCCACAUGGAUGAUGGACAGCAUUAUACCUGUACAAUUUGUUUUCAGCCAUUCAGAGAAGCAAAAAGCCUUGAUGACCACAUUGCCCUUCAUAUGAGGAACCGGCCACACAAAUGUACUUUUUGCCCCAAGGCUUUCCGAGAUCCUGGCUCUCUUCAAAAGCAUGUCCGUGUUCACACUGGUGAAAAGCCAUACAAGUGCACAAGUUGUUAUCAAUCGUUUGCUGAGUACAGCUCGUUAAGAAAACAUCUACGUGUUCACACUGGUGAACAGCCAUAUCGCUGCCAGUAUUGUGACAAGGCAUUUUCAAUCUCUGGAAAUCUUCAAAGACAUGUGCUUAUACAUACAGGUGAAAGGCCUUACAAAUGCAGCUUUUGCCCUAAAGCUUUCAAUAAUCCCAGUCACCUGAGAAGACAUGUUAAAAAUUUACAUUUUAAGGGUGAAGCAACCACUGGUGUUGUUGAAGAUAUGAUAUCAGCUAUCCACGGUGAAGCUACUGCUCAAGUUAAAACGUCUUUAAGGGUUGAACAUGAGGUGGAAACAGAGGGACAAAGAAUGGAAAUUUCUCAGGAGGAGGAAUCAGUCAUGGUAAAGUAACUCUUUUGAUCCUAAACAUUGUGGACCAUUUCAGAUCUGCAGUUUAGACAAGGCUCCAGCCAGAUUGCAAAAAGAAAUAAUGCUUGAAUUCAAGUACUGCAUUUACAAAAUAACUAUACAGGGGAAAGCACCUCUCUCCUCCACAGAGUUUCAAAGGGGCUUUUCAUUUCAGGAGUGUCUGUUGUCGGCAGUUCGCAUUUUCACUCACUUUAAAUGACCCUCCCCUUCUUGUGUAGCCUGCAUGGCAGGGACCUGCUACACAGGGUACUUUUCUGGUGGAAACGGGCUGUGUCACAGCAGGCUAGUGCAUUUUCUUUAUAGUGCCAAUUACACCUCCUUAUUCACCACUGAGCUUGUGAGAAAUGUUACUUGUGAAUGAUGAAUUUGCCAGCUUUUCUCAACAAAUAUGUUGCCCAAACAUUAUUUCAAAUGCACUAAACAACAGGCUAGCAGGGGCUAAAGCGAUUGCAGCAAGGGCACAACCUCUCGGCAAAGACACCAUGUUCAAUAAAUUUCUAAUUAACAAUGUUACAAAGCUCAAAGGACCAUUUUACACACGUUUAUGAAAGAAAAAAAAAUUCCCAGACAAAAGGGGAGGCCGGCCACCCCCAAAUCUGUUCUCGCUUGCGGUUCCCACUGUUGACACAGCUCCUUUGAAUAACAUCUCAUCAAACCUCUGUGUAGGAGAGAGCUAGGAGAUUAUGUACACCUCACAAGCUUUCAUUUAAUUUGAGUUAUCUCAUUUAAAGAUCUUAAACUAAAAUUCAAAUGCUACAACCACCUCACAUUUUGGACCAGUAUGUGUGUCAGGAAGACAAGUAAAGAAUUAUUAUUGGUGCAACAUUUCAUAUCCUGUAAAUAGCUGGAAAUUACCUUGACUGAUUGUAUCCUUAAAUUACAUUAUAAUAAAGCC